AGCGUCUGGGCGCGGCCCGGUCUCGAGCUCUCGGCCUCGCCCUGUGCCCCGGCGCCUGGUUGACGGGCCUGGCCUCUCCCUGCGCCGUCCCCGACCGGAACGGUGUGAAGUUCUGUGAGUUCGUCCAGUCCGUAAUUAAAAAGCGAGCUGUGUCCAGUGCACGUCGGGUAAAAUACAGAAAGACUGCCCUGCUGCAGGACUGUUUGUGUCGGGACGCUCCUAAAUUGCCAAAACGCUGCACUGCUCCCAUCUCCAAGGUGGAAAGAUUAUCUCCCAGUUGGACAGCGGAUGCCAGGAACUCGUUUUGUUGCUUUUAAAGUACCCUUGCAAAAGAAUUUUGAAGGGAAUCUUGCUUCAGAAGAACGCUUUUCUCUUUUGGAUCUUUUCAACAAAAUCCAAGAGCAAAAUGAAGAGCUUGGACUGAUUAUUGAUUUAACAUAUACUCAGCGCUAUUAUAAACCAGAGGAUUUACCAGAAACUAUUAGUUAUUUAAAAAUUUUUACAGUUGGGCAUCAAGUGCCUAAUGAUGGCACUAUUUUUAAAUUCAAGUGUGCUGUUAAUGAAUUUUUGAAAGAAAAUAAAGAUAAUGACAAACUUAUUGGUGUUCACUGUACCCAUGGUUUAAACAGGACUGGCUACCUCAUCUGCAGAUAUUUGAUUGAUGUAGAAGGCAUGAGGCCAGAUGAUGCAAUUGAAUUAUUCAAUAGAUGCCGAGGACAUUGCAUAGAAAGGCAAAACUAUGUUGAAGAUCUUCAGAAUGGUCCUAUCAGAAAGAACUGGAAUUUUGGUGUACCCAGAUCAAGUGGUUUUGAAGACUCUGUGGAACCGGUCCACAGCAAUAACAAGUUUGUUAACCGUGGGUCAAGGUAUAGCCUACACAAUCCACCCCCUUCCCGGCGUUUUCAUACCCAGACCCAGAACUGGCAACAAUCAGUCAGAAAAUUUUCACAAACUCAGAAUGUUUACCAGAGAGGUCAUAUCCCUCCUCCUGGCCCUGCUGGAGAGGACUAUUCACAAAGGAGAUACUUUUGGAGUGUGAAACCAAAUGGCAGCCAAGCAGCUCAGAAUAAGAGGUGGUAUGCUGGUGGUUACCAGAGACUUUCUUCUCCAGCCUGUUGGGGAUGGAACAAGUGAUACAGCCCUGUCCUGGAAAUCUACUUGGUGAUGAGAGCUGGGCUGAAGAUUGCUGGAGUGACUUUCAGUAAAAAUCAGGUCAAAUUAUUUUUCAGGUCAAUGAGGUUUUUUUAAAAAAAAUUAUUGCUCCCUUUUAUGUGUUCAAGCUUAAAGAGAAGUUAUGAGAUAAUAUUACCUCUUUGCUUAUAAAUUCACAUUAAUUAUAGUAAUGUAAAAAUCGGUCAUUCCACUUAAAUUUUUCUACAGGACGAUGUUUUAGAUCUGAUAAACUUCCCUUGCAAAUUAUUUUUAAAAUUGUAUCCUUUUUUUCUAUGUAUUUCCUUCAGAUUAGAUUUGUGGUAUGAAUUUCUUAGUGUUUUUGUUAUGCUUGUUGAUCCAGUCACUAACAAUAUCUUUUUUUCCCUAACUGUUCAAAUUUCUACUAAAAUCUACCUAGAAAGACAGUUUCCUCAAGCUAAUCACUAUUGGUAUUAGUUCUGAUAUUUUUGUGACUAGAUGUUUCUUUCUUUGGCAGUCAGUAUUGGGAUUUGACCAACCUCCUUAUACUGAAUUGCCAGAUGUGCCAUCAAACACAAAAAUGGAUAAAAAUGUUAGGGAUUGUUAAUUGGGCAAGAAUGAUAAACUAGUGUUGGUUAAUCAGAUGAUAAUUAUCCUGAUAAUUUGAUCACAAGAUAAAUGUCAUCAAAGGGGUUGAACCAUCCAGAAAGCUUGAAAACUUUUAUAGAAUUACAGAAGUUGCUCAAUGAAUGGAAUAAUGUGACUACCAAUUGUCUGGAAUAUCUGGGAAGACUGUUAUUCCUCUUCUUUUGAACAUAACUCUCUGGGAUCUUUUUCCAGUUGUAUCUUACACUGGAGUGGUGCUUUACCUCAGGAAUACACAGGUAGAUCACUUGAGAGGAUGCUGAUUUUUUUUGGUUUCAGAGGAAGCUAGAAAUCUUUGCUUGCUUGAGAAAGUAUCUGAAUAUCAUGACACAUACUGAGCCCCAAUGACUAUUUGAGGAAUGUUUGGGCAACUCAGAUUCAUUUUCAAGGCCUCUUGAUUUUGAGGGUUUGUAUAAUAGAAUGUCUGAUGCUAUAUAAGAUAGCUGUUUUAUAUGUAAACAUUGUGUGGAACCUGACCUUAAGGAAGUACUGUAACUCAAGUGUUCGCCUUGCCUGUAUCUAAAUUCAGUCAUGUUGCUUUGCUUUACUGAAAUAAUAGCUCAUAAAUUUUUUUCUUCUUGCUGCAUUUAAGAGAGAUACAGAAGUCCUUUGGUUAUAAGCCUGCUCUUGUAAAUUGCUACCCUAGAGAUAUCAUGAAGCCUUACAUUGGAAGACAUUCCACUAUGAGAC
Molecule: messenger RNA, 2466 nt
Organism: Octodon degus (degu)
Lineage: Eukaryota; Metazoa; Chordata; Mammalia; Rodentia; Octodontidae
Gene: Dusp11
Product: dual specificity phosphatase 11
Exons: 9
Coding region: 289-1134 (281 amino acids)
Biological process (GO): protein dephosphorylation
Molecular function (GO): protein tyrosine/serine/threonine phosphatase activity; polynucleotide 5'-phosphatase activity
Source: RefSeq, a predicted model, not a curated record